UAUGAGAUUUCAGUCAUCCUCUUUCUUUUCCAUUUAAGUUGAAAAUGGAAAAUAAAGAGUAUGAUGAUACAACAACAAUGGAGAAUCAGCAACUCGACAGACCAAAAAACAAAGCUGGUGGUAUCAAAACCAUGCCAUUCAUCAUAGCAAAUGAGGCAUUAUCUACUGUGGCAAGCAUUGGGUUAUUGCCAAACAUGGUUUUAUAUUUGAUCGGAAGUUACAAUUUAUCAACAGCUAAAGCAACAAAUAUACUCUUUUAUCAGUCGGCAGCCAACAAUUUCUUUCCUUUGAUCGGUGCUUUUCUGUCGGAUUCUUAUUUAGGACGGUUUUUAAGUAUUGGGUUUGGUUCCAUCUUCACUUUCCUGAUUUACUAA
Impatiens glandulifera is the source of this 374-nucleotide messenger RNA. Its product is annotated as protein NRT1/ PTR FAMILY 1.2-like. Bases 45 to 374 code for a protein of 109 amino acids. The record is from RefSeq and is a predicted model, not a curated record. NCBI's taxonomy places the organism in Eukaryota, Viridiplantae, Streptophyta, Magnoliopsida, Ericales, Balsaminaceae. The transcript has 3 exons. Gene Ontology annotation, cellular component: plasma membrane.